This is a messenger RNA of Toxoplasma gondii ME49, 732 nucleotides long. RefSeq lists its product as hypothetical. The transcript has 4 exons. The record is from RefSeq and is a predicted model, not a curated record. NCBI's taxonomy places the organism in Eukaryota, Apicomplexa, Conoidasida, Eucoccidiorida, Sarcocystidae. Bases 1 to 732 code for a protein of 243 amino acids.
AUGAAACUGACACACUUUCGAGAAGCAUUCGACCUCGCUGCCCUUGUCUUCACCAUGAGAAAGGACGCGGCCAGGCGAUGCGCUGCUGGAGAGGAAAAUGAUUGUCAGUCUAUGCAAAACUUGGAAAUGCUCGGUCUGGCGGAACCAAACCCGAUGCCACAGAUCGGCUCCUUUCACCUUUCUUCCUCCUGCUUUGAGGUGGGUGAUGGAGAAGGGGAUCGGCUCGGGAUCAGAGGACGUUACAAGCGUAUAAGCCGACCAUAUGGUAGUCCACUGACUCGUGUGACGCCCACAAAACAAGGAGAUUUGGCAUCAAUGCAUCGUUUACCGGUGUUUACGGAGACUGGCAUGCAUAAUAAGGCUUUUGCGGCGGCGGGUGCCAAGGCUAGGAUUUUCGACCUUAUCAAAAACUUGUUCGGCAGUGGAUCGGACAUAACCGAUGCAGACAACUUCGAAGGCGGCAACCAAGGAUCGUACUUCGACUUUAUGUACCCGUUAAGCACGGACUAUCCGUGGGCAUGUGUAUGCGAUGAAGGUCAGUACGUUCAAUGGGAAGCAAACGAAAUUCAAGCUGUUCCUUGCCGUAACCAGGUAGACAUGUCAGCCCAAGGAAUCACAGCGGCCUGCAAUCCAUCUUUGCAUAAAAUGAAUCACGCCGCGAUGACCACCAAAGGGUGGCAGUCAGCAGUGUGUUCCGUCAUCUCAAUCUCAGUUGGCUUCUGGUUCGUCUGA